Numida meleagris (helmeted guineafowl) is the source of this 4032-nucleotide messenger RNA. It is a transcript of the gene CCDC174, whose product is annotated as coiled-coil domain containing 174. The record is from RefSeq and is a predicted model, not a curated record. Bases 591 to 2606 code for a protein of 671 amino acids. The transcript has 11 exons. Lineage: Eukaryota; Metazoa; Chordata; Aves; Galliformes; Numididae. Gene Ontology annotation, cellular component: nucleus.
UCUUGUAACUCUGGAUAAUUAUGAUCUGAAUCACUCCGAAAUUAAAACAUAUCAGCCAAUCCUUUUAUCUCACAGAAAGAAUAAAGCAGAUAACGAGCUACCCGGGGAAAGCACAGCAGCGAGCCCCCGGGAUCAGCCUCCGCUCAUCUGCGAGGCUCCAGCCUGUGCAGGCGGCUUUGUAUUGCGGCGUUACGGACCGGGCUCAGUCCUGCAGAGCUCAUUAACUCUCAUCCCUCGACACCGACCCACGAGAACCAACGACAACCACAGCACUUCUGCUCAGCACAGGCUUAAUCAAGCAAGGCAGCUGUUACGGGGCUAACUCCCUCUCCAAACAGCAUUCCGCCCUCCAGCAGUCACUCAUCAACUAAACCAGGACUGAACUAACUUCUGCUGUACAACCCCGCCCCAGCCCUUCCCCGCGUAGCCCCAAACUCAGCACCGACGCCACGAGGACUCCGCCCUCCCCAGCACGGCGGGGGGGAGGGGCCCGCCUGCUCGCACGAGCGCUGCCGUAACAGCGCCGCACUUUACGGCCUCGCCGCAAAGCAGGGACGGAAGCGGCCGGCUGCCGAGGAGCGCAGGGCGCCAUGGACCGGAGGAAGAAGCCGCUGGACGUGGCCGCCUCCUCGUUGGUAGAUCUCAAAGCAGAGCUCUUCCGAAAACAAGAAGAAUUCAAGAAGGAAAAGCUACUGAAAGAUGCUGGCAUCUUCGCAAAGCCCAAACCCACUAAUAAGAAACCAAGCAUCUGGACCAAACAGAACACAGGAGUUGCAAAACGAGCUGAGAAAGAUGUUGAGCAGAAGGCAGAAGAGGAUCAAACCCUAGAUCAAUCAAGGAAGAAACUUGAAGAGAAAGCCAAGCUGUAUGAGAAGAUGACAAAAGGCGAUUUCCCAGAUGAAGAAACCGAAGAUUUGUACCUAGUGGAUUUCACUCAGAAGAUCAUAGACAAACAGCGAGAAGUACAGGAACUGUAUCAGAGCGAAGCUGCUAGAAAGACUUCAGAAAAAGAGACAGAUGAUGAGGAAAUUCUUCCAGAAACAGAAAUACCGCCACCAGAGGACCCAGAUGAGGAAUGGGUUGAUUAUGUUGAUUCCUUGGGCCGAUCUAGACGCUGUAUGAAGAAGGAUUUGCCAAGUAUACUUAAAAUGGAUCAGGAACUUCAAGGGAAAAGACUAGAUCCUGAUGGGAACACACUGUUAUCUGAAGAUAUGAAAAGAGAACUUCAGAGGCAGCAGUGGGAAAAAGAAGAAGAAGAAGCCCUCCGAAAACCCAUGGGGCCCAUACAUUAUGAGGACAUUCGAGAAAAUGAGGCCAGACAGCUUGGUGUUGGUUACUUUGCCUUUUCUCGUGACCAAGAUCUUAGGCAUAAACAACGGGCAACACUGGAUAUGCUAAGAGAGCAGACACUGGAUCAAAGAACUAAACGUGAACAGUUAAAAGAGAAAAGGAAGGCAGCUCUAGAAUCAAGGCUGUCUAAACUUCGAGCACGGAAGGUGAAGAAGUUAAGGGAAGAAGGAUUAGAAGAAGAGGCAGAAAAACUGGAGAACGGAGAGGUGAAAGACACUACUGCUCCAGUACAAGCUGAACCUGAAGUUCCAAGAGCAAGUAGAAAGGUAGAGGUUGUCAUCCAGGAGAGAAGAGAUACAAAGCCUGGCGUGCCUUAUGUCCGCGAGUGGGAUAAAGGCAAAGAGUUGAUGUUUGGACAAUGGUCGAAGAAACAGGAAGAACUCAGAGAUGAGCGAGAUCCAGAAUUUGCGCCACCUUCCGAUUACUUUGUGGGACAAAAGAAAGAUAAUUACAGCAGCCAGAAUUUGAACAGUCCUGAAACCUUCUCUGGAAAAACGGAACCAGAAAUAUCAGAGGACCAAAAGGAGUUAUCGGCGCAGGGCAGUACCCGCAGAGCUGAAGUUGUGCCACCAUCUGUGCAAGCGUACAGCAACAGUGUUCAAGGUGGGUCGGCGCCAGCAGAGGCUUCUGGCAGCGAUGCUGAAGAUGGAUCAACAUCAGCAGAGACUGACAGCAGCGAUGAGCAGGACGGGCUGCCGCCGCCACACCCCUACAUGUGCGGUGCUCAGAAUGUGCUGCCAUCGAUGCCGGCUUAUGGCUACGGCGCUCCGCAUAUGAUGCCACCAAUGCAGCCUUAUGGCUACGGCGCUCCGCAUAUGAUGCCACCAAUGCAACCUUAUGGCUAUGGCGCUCCGCACAUGAUGCCACCAAUGCAACCUUACGGCUAUGGAGCUCCAAAUGUGCCAUUUUCAAUGCCCGCUUAUGGCUACGGCACCCAGGAUGUGCCACCACCAAUGCAGGCCUGUGACUGCAGCGCUCAACAUGUGCCACCACCAAUGCAGGCCUGCGACUGCAGCACUCAGGAUGCACCACAGUCAUCAGAGCAGGCCUGUGACUGCAGCUCUCAGGAUGCGCCGCAGCCGGUGCAGGCCUGCGACUGCAGCACUCAGCAUGCACCACAAUCAGAGCAGGCCUGCGACUGCAGCACUCAGGACGCACCUCCUCCAGGGCAGACAUGCAGUGGUGACACUCAAAAUCAGGAACCACUUUACCAAAGUUUAGAUGAUAUGCUGUCUUAUUACAGACAAGUGACUUGAACUGAGCAAAAUAAUAAACAAGAACCAUAAUUUAAAGGUCUGGAGUAGAAUUAUCUUCUGAGCAAGAAUGUUUUCCUACGUCUGGGAAAAAGAAGUUUCUGUAAGUAGAUCAAAAUAAAUCUGCUGGAGAACUAAGCUACCUUACUUCACAGCUGUUCUUUUACCCUGUCUGUUGGUUUUUUUUCCUCCUCUUUAUUAAAAUUAUGUGGGUUUUUUUGUCACUGCUUAAUUAGUUUAGUGCACAUUUUUAUUUACUACUUAUGCCUGAACUUUGGGGUAUAGCUUCUGGUUUGGAGGUACUGUGGGUUCAGUAAUAUCUAUAGAAACAGUAUUGAAAUGGCAGUCCUGUUGCGAAAUACAACAAGGUUUCAAGAAAUUCGUUACCUACUUCAUCACCUGGCUUCAGGGACAGAAGGUGCAGAAUAUCAGCUAGCGAGCAGUUGUGGAGAGUACUCCCCGUGGUCAUAAUGCCUUCAGAGCUCCUGAGGCCUGUAUCUAACCUGUAACUCUGUGAAGCAGAUCAGAGUUGGAGUGGGCACUACGGAAAUCAACAAAUGACAGUAAGUCUAAGAAUAAAUGCUUCACUGAAUUAGAAGCCUUGACACCUGCAAUUACUGUCUUACUGGUGUAGAAGAUGCUCUCUUCAUUGUUCAAGUACAUUCUUGCAUCAUUCUAUUAUAUUUAAGGCUUUAUCUAAUACUUAUUUUUCCUGAAAUCUGUGUAUUGCAGUGGUGAUACAUAAAAGCAGGCUAACCUAUACCAAACAGCUUUUAUUGCAGAAUCUCAGUAAAUGACAGGAAUAUGUAGCAACCAUUUGGAACAUUUGGAAUUGUGAAGGCAAUUUAGAUACCUCCCAUUUGUAUUUUAAAAGCUCAUAAAAGGAUAAAAACUAGAAAAGUUGGUUAGAAUGGGCAGUUGCAUAGUUUCUGUAAAGUUAAAUGACAGUGAUGUCGAAGUGGAGAACACUUGAGCCAAACAGUUUAUGGGCAAAGACACAGAGAUAACACGGUGCUCCCAUGGAACCUCAGCCUGCUCUGUGUAUUCAGUGUCUGCCAACUAUGUUUUAACCUCAGCUAUUAAACACGCUUUUAUUUCUCCUUUUUCUAAUAUUGCUGACGGGACGAAUACCGCCCCACACAAGCACCAGUGGGACCAUUUUAAAGGUGCAGAAUUCCACAGUCCGGUAUUGUUACCGGAAGGCUGAGGGACUGGAGCUUGAUGAUAACUUGGGGUUUCUGUUUCUCCAAACAGACCUAGAAUUGAAGGGGAGAGUAACACAAUGGCAACGUCCACUGUAAAGACAUUAAAGCUUUGUAGUGGUUCCUGCUGCUGCUGUCCUGCACAUAGCUGGGCAGCGCCAGCAUUAGAGUUUAUACUUCUUUCUUUCCGUGAAACUCUUCAGAAUGAAUAAAGAACAUGAAAAAUA